Trichoderma gamsii is the source of this 288-nucleotide messenger RNA. RefSeq lists its product as hypothetical. Bases 1 to 288 code for a protein of 95 amino acids. Lineage: Eukaryota; Fungi; Ascomycota; Sordariomycetes; Hypocreales; Hypocreaceae. The transcript is spliced from 2 exons. The record is from RefSeq and is a predicted model, not a curated record.
AUGGUGGGUGGAGGCUUAUUAGGAGCCAGGGUCUUGGCUCUGCUGCAGCCAGACGACGCUGAGGUUGUACGAGGCGAGGUUCUCAGAAUGACGCCAGCAGCCGAUGGCAUGGCUGUCGGCAGCGAGGCUGUCUUCUGCAGCAGGCGGUAUCAUCGAGGCGAAUUCGAGCCAUGUGGCGUGGGCAAAGAAGCGUGGAAGGGGGAGUGCGACAAGAUGGCAGCCAGGCUGGCUGGAUGGAAAUGGAACCAUUGCGGAGACGAGUCUGGUGAUGUCUGGACAGAUGCGUGA